Durotheca rogersii is the source of this 2218-nucleotide messenger RNA. RefSeq names its product FAD-binding domain-containing protein. NCBI's taxonomy places the organism in Eukaryota, Fungi, Ascomycota, Sordariomycetes, Xylariales, Xylariaceae. The transcript has 4 exons. Gene Ontology annotation, molecular function: FAD binding; oxidoreductase activity. Bases 1 to 1908 code for a protein of 635 amino acids. The record is from RefSeq and is a predicted model, not a curated record.
AUGAGGGCCCUUCUUGCGUUGAUACUCUUUGCACUUUAUGGCUACCAGGUCGCUAUAUGUCUCAACUUUCCUUUUGAAGCCGAGCAGCUGACCAAAGAUGACAUCGGCGACUUCCGGGAUAUCGACUUCGCGAACGAGACGCGAGCGGGCUCGGUGCAAGACGGUCCAGACUGCCGGGAGUACCCAGGGACGCCCAACUGGCCCCUUGAGGAAGAGUGGUUGAAGCUAAACCGCUCGUUGGGAGGCGCCUUGAUUAAGGGGAUCCCGCCGGCAGCGGUCUGCUACGACGGCCCGUACAAGGACGAGGACGCGUGCAGCUGGCUCGUCCGGAACGCGUCCUCAACCCGAUUCUAUAUCAACGACCCCGUCACCGUCUUGACGGAAUGGCCUGUCGGCGAUCCCUGCCACGCAACGCUCACACCACAGGGGGCAACCUGUACCCAAGGGGCUUUCCCGGAAUACGUCGUGAACGUAUCCACGGUGAGGCAGAUACAGGUCGCCGUGAAUUUUGCCCGGAACAGGAACCUUCGAUUAGUUAUCAAGAACACGGGCCACGAGUUCGUCGGGCGAUCGAGCGGCUUCGGCAGCCUGAGUAUCUGGACGCACUGGCUGAAGGAUUUUGAGUUCCUGCCGCAAUACCAGAUCGGGCCGUACCAAGAUUCGGCGGCGCGCGUCGCUUCUGGCAUCGAGAGCUGGGAGAUGUUUGCGCACAUGCAACGUCACAACAUGACGACAGUGGUAGCGGGUGGCUACACCGUCGGCGCGUACGGCGGCUGGAUCGCGGGCGGGGGGCACUCGGCCUUGGCCUCCAAGUACGGGCUCGGUGCCGACCAACCCCUCUCCAUCCAGGUCGUCACCGCCGACGGCCGGUUUGUCACCGCCGACCCCUUCCAGAACCAGGACCUGUUCUUUGCCCUGCGUGGAGGUGGGGGAAGCACCUUCGGCGUUGUAACGUCUGCCAUCGUCAAGGUUCACCCGCCCACAACAGUCCUCUCCUCCUCAGUGGCGUUUUCAGUCUCGCAGUCGGAAGAUGUUGAGAAGUUCUGGACCGGCUUCGACAUAUACCACGAAUUUGGGAAGAAUAUUGUCGACAACAAUGGCACUGCAUGUUACGUAUCGCGCCGACCCGGUAACGACAGCUUCGGCUUCACGACCGACAUCGAGCUGCCAGACGUGUCCGACGCGACGCUCGCCGAGUUCGUGCGGCCGCUGCUCGAGGAUCUGCGAGCGGCGGGGCUCGACGUUACGAGCCGGGCGCCGACCCCGGCGGCGAACUGGAUGGCGCCGGCGACGGAGGGCCGGGGGGACGUGCCGUCGAGCGGGCGAUUCGGGAGCCGGCUGUUGCCGCGGGCUAGCUUCGAGGGCGGGGCGGCGUUCGCGCGGACGCAGGCCGCGCUGCGGCGGUCGAUCGAGGCGGGGUACACGUUCCACGGGAUCCACCUGGCGCCGACGGAGGCGGCGGCGGGAGCGUGGCCGGGGGACAGCGCGGCAAACCCGGCGUUCCGGCGGGCGGUGAUUCACGCGGACUUGUUCGACCCGACGGCGCUGCGGGGCCUGGGGCCCGCGGCGUUCCAGGCGGCGCACGCGCGGCUGGCGGCGGCGCUGGACGAGUGGCGCGCCGCGUCGCCCGGGGCCGGGGCGUACAUCAACGAGAGCGACGUCGAGGAGCCCGACUGGCAGCAGGCCUUUUUCGGCGGCGGCGACCGCUACGCGCGCCUGCUCGCGGUCAAGCACCGCCGCGACCCCUGGGGCGUCUUCUACGCCCCGACCACAGUCGGCAGCGAGGCCUGGGUCGUGAGCACUCCCGACGGGAUGCCGACACAGAACGGGCCGCUGUGCCGAGCCAGCGCGGUGCAGCGGCGGCGACGCGGCGAGACGAGAGCGGGACGGGCGCGAGAGGCAAGGUAGAGAGCUGUGGGCCUUUAGUGCUUUUUCUUUGUAAGGAAUUCAACUCGAUUCUGUUUCUUGCGCCACCCGUCCCCUCCCUCUCGCGUCUAAUUUAGCCGGGGAGAGGGCGAAGGGGGGGCCGGGAGAUGAGGGUUGAAGGAAAAGGGGGUGGGAGGGGCUGCUGCGGACUGUACUGGGCCAUUCCGAUCCUGAUUGGGAACAGGCAUCUUAACAGGGCAAGCUGUCAUUUGGGCGUAGGCAGAGGUAAAACGUUGCCAGGCGGUUGUAGAAGAAGAUGAUAUCGCUCGCUUUAGACUCGUCCCAGGGCGUU